AUGGUGAAUUAUAGAAGAUGUUUGUGGUCGAGGAAGCGAAAGUUGUCUGAACUCUUCUCUGUCGCCGCGUAUCCUCUCCUGCCCGAGGACCCGGCGUACAACCAAAAGUUACAGGCUUUCCAAGAUGCAAAUGACCUAGAAAGCGGUCGACUCUUCAAUGAAGCGACACUCCCACCGAGAACCCAUAUAACCCUUCUAUCUCGACAGACGAAACUCUCAGCUCCUGUCACGACAGUAGUUUCGAUCGGCAGCCCUCUCUCACAACAAUCUUCCCUUCCUAAGAGCAAUCUCUCGUCGCCGUCACGUCCUAAAGAUGGCAACAAGGCUACGAUCGCAGAACCACCAACACUCCUCCGGGAAGAAGUCGAUCAAGAGGCCCAUACUGCACCGCAGCAAACAGUAGAUGGAGGAGAUGAUAGUCUUACUAAACCAGAGCAGAGUUCUGCGGUAGCAGUACCGCAACAAGAAGCGCCUGCCCUCGGAAUCAAAGAGUCUAUUGUCAAUGGAUCGUCCAAGUCGCCUACGCCGGUACCGCGUCCAAGACCGCCUGAAGAGGGGACAAACGCCUCUUCUGCGGAAACCAAUGAUGCUGCAAGAGACGGAACUCCCACUGUCGCGACACUCGAGCCUCCCAUUGAGCAAGGGCGCAGUCGAAGCCCUCCAGUCCUCGCGCCUAUUCCUCCUGUCGCCGAACCGCAAUCCUCCCCAGCGUCAACAAAUGGACCGGAGUCUGCUAUCACGCCUGCUCCAACGGCAGGCUCACCCGGCACGAGCCCCGGCGUGGAUCUCCACCCAAGUACAGCAGAUGCACCUCAGCAACGGAAAGAGGGUCAUGGUUUCCGCACGGAUUCGGAGCGAUCACCACUAAAUAAUGGUGACAUGGACCAGCAGACAGUAUCUCUAGAAUCUGCUGCCAAUGCAGACACGAGCGAAUCGAUCGCGGAGGACGGUACCGUGUCCAAGAAACCAAGCGUGCGUGUCGAUACUACCGAUGUCGAAUCCUAUUUUAAACCACGACCGAAUACCGGAAUAGUGGAAAGUCCUGCUCAGAUGACUGCUGCUGGUACACCGAAACGUGGACUUUCAACCACCCCGUCGGGACCCGAACCUCCAAAGCGUGCGACCAGAAUAUCUUCCGGGGUAUUGCAGAAGAAAUCCGUAUCGGAAAUCCUUGGUGAAACCCCCAAAGCAACCACACCCCAAGGCGAUUCUCCACAAUCAACGACGCACCGUGACUCAUUUGGCAUGUCAACUUCGGAUCCCCGAAUUGGUGACCGUCGCGAUAGAGAACGAAGCCGGCUGUCAACCGUGGUUUUCGCUAAGCCACCGAAGUCAUCUGCUGACGAUGGGCGGCUUGCAUUGGAGCGUCUUGACAACCGUGAAACGCCAAAGAAUGCUCCGAAGGACAGAGAUUAUCUGUAUACGCUAUUUGAGAACAAGGCCCAUUCUAUGUCACGGCAGACGUCUAUGACUUAUCUUAUCCAAAACGCUCACAAGACUUUAACCACAACCGAUCAUCUCGUCGAAUAUGAGUUGUCGGCUGAAUGCAGAAUCCUGAAGCGCCUGUAUCAGCUACAAGAAAAACAACGAUGGGCCUUGAGACAAUACAAACGAGCAGAUGAAGCUCCAAGGCCCACCUCCCACUGGGACUACUUGUUGGAUCACAUGAAAUGGAUGCGGACAGACUUUAGGGAAGAGCGAAAAUGGAAACUCGCCGCCGCGCGAAGUCUUGCAGAAAGCUGUGCGGAGUGGGUGGCUAGUUCACCUGAGGAGCGUUCUCGCCUGCAGGUAAAGGUUCGACCACCAAAGAUCUUGAACAAGCAAGAAGAGCCUGAGGAUGUCGACAUGGAGGAUCUUCCAAUCCCUGACGCUUCUUCACAUCCAACUCCGGAGUUGAUGCCCUCAAAUGAGGAUGACUCCAUCAGCGAUGAUAUUGCAGAUCUUCGAGAUCUCCCAAUGACCGUGGCCCCCGCUGCUCUCUUUUCUCUUGGUUCUUCCGAAUUCAACUUCCCUGUCGAUCAUACACCUGCUUUGGACAAGCUUCUGAAUGAGCUGCCUUUGUAUCGGCCAUCGGCCAUCGAAUUUGAGGUUGCGAAGUCGAACCUAGCCGAGCGCCUGGACGCGAAAUGGAAGACGGAUAUCGUACCUGUGUCGAGGUGGGCCACCGAGAAGUUACCAGUCAAAGACUACCGACCGCCUAUUAAACGGAGUCGAUAUGAGUACGAGCUCGAAAUGUCGCCAAAGAAGAAAUCUGCGCCUCUUCCAGCUGAGGAUAGUAACGUCGCGUUGUUCAUGCCAGAGAACAAGCCCAUAAGGGACAGGAUCCAUCCUGGCCAUUCGUUCCGUCCUCCAUCAGAGCAUCCUAUGCCCACUCAAGCAUUCUUCGAGACCAGGAGUUCUUCUCAGUGGACUCACGCAGAGGACGACGAGCUUAGGAAACUUGUUAAAGAUUAUUCGUACAACUGGUCGCUGAUCUCAAGUUGUCUAACUCCUCGGGGUUCGUACACGUCAGGAGCUGAUCGUAGAACUCCUUGGGAAUGCUUUGAGAGAUGGAUUGGUCUGGAGGGCCUUCCUGCAGACAUGUCCAAAACUGCCUACUUCAAAACCUAUUCCGGCAGGAUUGAGGCUGCUGGUAGGCAUGUGGCGGCACAAAUCGAGGAAGCCCAACGAAGAGCGGGGGCGAAUGUACAGAUUCCUGUCAGAAAGAGGACGACUCAGCCAGUCCGUGUCGAACGAAAACGGACACAACGACAUCUCGCGAUGCUCGACGCUAUGCGCAAAUUGGCCAAGAAACGCGAAGCUGCCCUCCAAAAGCAGCAACACCAGGCCGACCUUGCUGCAAUGCGCAAAGUCAAUGAUGCAAAUGUUCCCAAGCCAUCUUAUAAAACUCCAGCUGAAUUUUCGCAACUCAAGCAGGAACGGGAAGCGAAGAUAGCAGAACGACAGGAGAUAUACCGACAGCAGCUAAUUGCCCACCAACGUGCUACCGCUCAACAGCAGCGGAGCCAGAAUUCUCAGCCCAACACCAUGCCAAAUGGUAUGCCUCCUGGCGCCCCCAAUAUGCGUGGACCUCCUUCCGCUGGCGGUAUGCCCGCAAUACCAAACGGCGGUAUGCAGGUGCCAAACGGUCAACCUCGCCACCCUAUGCUUGCAAUGCAGCAGAAUAUGCAGUUGGCUCCUGGCAUGGUCGGACCGAAGCUCACACCACAGAUGCAGGCCCAGAUGCAAGCACAAAUGGCGGCCCGUGGAGCUGCGACCUCUCCACAACAAAUGCGUAUACUUCAGGAAGCAAGCCGUGUUCAGCAGGAGCAGUUGAUGCGACAAGCACAACAGGCACAGAACGGCGCACAUUCGUCGCCUAACAACACGAAUGCUGCUCUAGCGGCUGGAAAAGGUAUCAACAAUGCGGCUUAUAUGGCUGCGAUGGGCAGUGCCAAUGGCGUGGGGUCUCCGGCCAAUAUGAGCCAUGCAUCCGCAUCACCUCGUCCUGCGACCGCUAACUCCGGUCAAGCUUUGUCAAGUGGCCACAUUCCUGUCCUCACGCAGAUCGCGAAUAAGAUUCGCGAACAUCACCCGAAUCUUUCAGAUGACGAUGUUAACCGCCUUGCUUCACAACAGAUCACCCAGUAUCAGCAACAGGCUACCGCUGCUGCGGCAGGACAGGCGCAAAAAAGGCAUCAGCCUCACAAUCAAGCAGCCUUGAAUGCUGCCAUUGGUGCUGUCAACGCUGGCAACCAUGCCUCGAAUGCAGCCGCUGCGGCAGCAGCUGCUGCUCAAUUCGGACAGUCGAUGAUGACCCAGGAACAAAUCCAACAGUACAAUCAGCGGAUGCGCAUGCAGCAGGCACAGCAACACGGGGUCAGAGGCAUGCAGGGUCAAAUGCAACCAGGCAUGAUUCCCAAUGGAAUGAGCAACUCUCCUGUGAUGAACAUGGCUCGGCCGGUCAGUCAACACACAAACCAGGGACAGAUGAGCCGGAGUGCAACUCCGAGGGAUCAGCGCGGCAGCAGCCAGAGCAACAUUAACGUCAACGGCGCUGGUGGCGGCGCAGGAUCUGGCGCUCAAGGAAGCCCACGUCCGGCGCCAGCACAACAAACUUGA
This is a messenger RNA of Exophiala spinifera, 4101 nucleotides long. RefSeq lists its product as uncharacterized. The record is from RefSeq and is a predicted model, not a curated record. NCBI's taxonomy places the organism in Eukaryota, Fungi, Ascomycota, Eurotiomycetes, Chaetothyriales, Herpotrichiellaceae. Bases 1 to 4101 code for a protein of 1366 amino acids. The transcript is spliced from 2 exons.